This is a messenger RNA of Lycium barbarum (goji berry), 1964 nucleotides long. RefSeq lists its product as uncharacterized. The transcript has 6 exons. NCBI's taxonomy places the organism in Eukaryota, Viridiplantae, Streptophyta, Magnoliopsida, Solanales, Solanaceae. Bases 348 to 1529 code for a protein of 393 amino acids. The record is from RefSeq and is a predicted model, not a curated record.
CCUUCCUUUUCAACUUUUUUUUUUUUUUUUCUGCGUCGACUCUUGGCGUCUUUCUUCUCCCCUCCCACCAUUAACAAACCCACCAAUCCCUCUCUUAUCUUCCAAUAAACCCUAAUUCUUCUAUCCACUCUAAAUCUCCCUUAAACCCCCUUUUCCUUUAAAACCCCUAAACUUUUAUCCAAUUUUCCUAACAUUUUUAAAAAAUUACACGAGGGCGACAAUCAUAGAAACCAUAGUAGUCCAGUAUAGUAAAGACUGCUGUUGCACCCACUUGUUUGACUUUUAGGAUCUUUAGGGAUCCAUUUUCUUUUGUGGCUAUUUUUGCAAAAAAGAGGAAGAAGAAAAAAAUGGCUGGAAAUCGAAGACGGCUUGGAGAUGAUCGGUUUUAUAGCCCACCACCGAUGAGAAAGCAGCAAAAAAUGAAAGCUAAUAAGUCACGAAUUGAACCGGAAAGUCGACCCGAGUCUGAUGAUGGAGCUUCCUCAACGACGUCGUUUUCGUCUUCAAUUCCAAUUGAGAAUUUGACCAAUUUUGACCGGUUCUUGGAACAUACUACUCCUAAGGUUCCACCUCAAUUUUUUCCCAAGACAAUCAUGAGAGGGAAGAGGAAUCUUGACAAUGAUCCCCAUCCAUACUUCAUCUUGGGUGACCUUUGGGAGUCUUUUGGGGAAUGGAGUGCAUAUGGAGCAGGAGUUCCACUGGUUUUAAAUCAGAGUGAUUACGUUAUCCAGUAUUAUGUGCCUUAUUUGUCUGGGAUUCAGCUUUAUAUAGACCCUUCGAGGCCCUCCAUAAAGCAAAGGAGACCAGGUGAAGAUAGUGAUGGUGAUUCUCUCAAGGAGACAAGUAGUGAUGACAGUAGUGAAUAUGGAGCUGGAGAUUCAAGGGUAGCCAAUAAAGUUCACGGAAGUAGAAAUCAACAGAAUAUUAUUGGAUCAACUAUUGAUGGAAUGAAGCAUCUCUCCUUAAAAAAGGACCCUUUUGCAGAAUCUUCAGGUGAUGAGAAUGAGAUGGGGAACUCUCCUGGUCUCCUUGUAUUUGAAUAUUUUGAGCGAAAUCAACCAUAUGGCCGUGAACCUUUAGCUGAUAAGAUUUCAGGCCUUGCAUCUAAAUUUCCAGAACUGAAGACGUAUAAGAGCUGUGACCUUACUGCUGCAAGUUGGAUUUCUGUGGCUUGGUAUCCCAUAUAUAGGAUUCCAACAGGACCAACAUUGCAAAAUCUUGAUGCUUGCUUUUUGACAUACCAUUCCCUCUCAACACCUUCUGGUGUUCCUAGGGCUGACUGGCCUCAACAGCAUGGCACAACUACUAGUAGAGGCAUUGUCGAUGCUGGUAUGUCCGCCAAGCUGCCUCUCCCAACCUUUGGGCUGGCCUCUUACAAAUUCCAAGUAUCUUUUUGGUUUCCCGAUGGAGUCAAUGAAUGUCAGAAGGUCAACUCUCUGUCACGAGCUGCUGACAAUUGGCUCCGGCUUUUGCAAGUUAAUCACCCUGACUAUAGCUUUUUCGUGUCACAUAAUUCGUAUCGGAGGUGAAGCUUGUCUUUUUUUUCUUGUAAGCAUAACAUCCCGAGAUGCUCGUCCAGCUGUACAAGCUGGUCACUGGGUAUAGCAAAACUAAACUUGAAAGUAGCCUUCUGCUUACACAAUACAAGCUUUUGUACUUUUAUUAGUUGCUGUUAGAUGCAUGAGUGAUAAGGUUUGCAGUAGGGUUAAGAGUGACAAUGAAGGUUAAGCAUCUUUACUGUUUCCUAUAGCACCUUAUAUACAUUGGAGCUUCCUCAAUCAACAGUGAGUUCCUGGAUAUGAUGUUCCGGUGACAGUCACUUUGUCAAGAUAGCUCUAAUUCAGCUUACACUUAAGUUAACAUUGAUUUUAAAACAAUUCGGUUGAUUUUCUGUAUGUUGUGUAUAAAUGAAUGGUCUGUAAUACCUCUAGUAUAUGACUUUGUAUAUAGCUAUGUUUUUUAAA